ACUAUACACGACACUAUACACUACACUAUACACUAGUGCUGUACUAGUAUACUACGCUAGACACUACACUAUACACUACACUAUACACGACACUAUACACUACACUAUACACUAGUGCUGUACUAGUAUACUACACUAUACACUCGUGCAGGAGGGGGUAGGCUGGGUAGAGGCCACGUGCCCAGUCUUGUACCGCAUCUUGCCAUUGCUGUGCAGAUUCCGGGGCUCCCCCCACUCGGCUAUGCAGAUUCUAGGGCCACAGGGGCCGUUGCUAUUCACGUUCCGGGGUCUCUCCCACCCCCAGCCCCCACUCAUCCACCGCUCCACGCUCCCUCGCUCCGUCUCCUCCACGGAGGUGACGUGACGGAGCAACGGAGGCCGCAGGAGGAGAUCCUCCCGGCCGUGAGAUGUCGCGUCGUAGAGGAGUUGAUGAGCCACGGAGACACCCUGGCGCUGCCGCCGCUACCGGAGACGUGGAAGAGGAUGAGGAGGAGGAGGUGGAGUCCCCUUCUCUGCCCGUGGAGCUGCUCGUGAAGCGAGAGGAAGAGGAGGCGGAGGAGGGCGACGAGGGGAAGCCGUCAGCGCCCCCCGAGCACGACGCGGCGGCCAGCGCCGGGCGCCCACUGCUCGUCAAAGAGGAGGAGAGCGGCUGGACACGGCGGUGCGGGGGGGCGAGGGCGGUGGUGGUGGGCACGGCCUCGGCGUGGGGCGGCGGCGGUGGGCACGGCGGCGGUGGUGGUGGUGGCGCUCCGGCGACAAUGGACGGAGACCGCCGGAGCGACGGUUCGCCCCCUCCGGGCCGGCGUGGGCGACGCCCGGAGGCAGGCGGAGGUGGCGGAGAUCGAGGUGGUCUUGGAGGAGGAGGACGGAACACGCCGAGCGACGGUUCCCGGUGCGGCCUCGGAGGCGUCGCCACCGGACGCGGCGACGGUCGGCAUCCCCAACGCCCCCAAUGGAUCGCACCAAUCGGGCAUCCAGUGGGCUCGCGAGGCGAUCCUGCUCCUCAUCGACACGUACCGCCGCCACCGGGGGGACUUCGAGUCACCCCUGGUGAAGAAAGUGGACGUCUGGAGACGGAUCUCCAGCGUCAUGGCCGCAAGCGGCUACACCUACAACCCGGACCAGUGCGAUAAGAAGAUGCGGGCGCUAAAGUUCAGGUACAAGACGAUCCGGGACAAUGUGGGCAAGGCGACGGCACGCGGCCGCUCUUCCUGGGAGUUCUUCGACCUCGUGCGGGACCUCGUGGGUUCAGCGCCUCACCGCGGUGGUGGGGCGGCAGCGGCGGCACAAGCGGCAGCGGUGGCGGUGACCUCGGCGCCACCGCCCAAAGCACGCAAAGUUCGUUCAGACGACGACGACGACGCCGCCGUGCCUCCCGGGAGCUCUGCGCCCAACGUCGCUGGGACGUCGCCUCUUCUUCCUCCUCCGCCUCCUCCUCCUCUGCCUCCUCUUCCUCCACAUCCCGGCAACAACGUAGCGGCGGCGUCGCCAUCAUCGUUCGACCGUCGGAGGAAACGGAAGAGAGGAGGUGGAGGAGGAGCUGGGGAGCCGGUAGAUGAUGGACCCCCGCCGAGGUGGUUCCGGGAGUUUGCGAGGUCGCAGGACGAGGCGAUGAGGGAGUUGAUGAGCAUCCAGCGGGAGGCGCUGAGGGUCGCCCGCGACAGGAACGACCUCCUCCGCUCGUUCACCGACCUGCUGAAGGAAUCUCUGAAGAAGUAAACGAAUAAAUGUAAUGUCUGUUGCCGCGGUUCUAACUUAACGAUUAAACUCACCCAUUUAUGUUA
This is a messenger RNA of Lethenteron reissneri (Far Eastern brook lamprey), 1784 nucleotides long. RefSeq lists its product as uncharacterized. The record is from RefSeq and is a predicted model, not a curated record. NCBI's taxonomy places the organism in Eukaryota, Metazoa, Chordata, Hyperoartia, Petromyzontiformes, Petromyzontidae.